This is a messenger RNA of Paralichthys olivaceus (Japanese flounder), 4860 nucleotides long. RefSeq names its product ATP citrate lyase a (gene aclya). Gene Ontology annotation, molecular function: ATP citrate synthase activity. Lineage: Eukaryota; Metazoa; Chordata; Actinopteri; Pleuronectiformes; Paralichthyidae. Gene Ontology annotation, biological process: citrate metabolic process; tricarboxylic acid cycle; acetyl-CoA biosynthetic process. Gene Ontology annotation, cellular component: cytosol. The record is from RefSeq and is a predicted model, not a curated record.
CUGCAGCCUCCGGCACCACCGGUCUCCUGCACUGCCAGUCGGCCAGAGAGAAGCAGCUGCACCGCGGAGAGAAGUCCUUCAUCCGGCCUUAAAAACACACUUCUACCGCUGUCUGAGGCAAAUCUAAAGCGAGUCUAGACGAAUUAGUCAUGUCAGCCAAAGCCAUCUCCGAGCAGACAGGAAAAGAGUUCCUGUACAAGUACAUCUGCACAUCGGCAGCUGUCCAGAACAGAUUCCGUUAUGCCCAAGUGACGCCUGAGACCGACUUUGCCCGACUGGUGCAGGACCACCCAUGGCUGCUCACAGAGAGGCUGGUGGUGAAGCCGGACCAGCUGAUCAAGAGACGAGGAAAGCUGGGCCUGGUCGGCGUCAACCUGGACCUGAAUGGUGUCAGAGAGUGGCUGAAGUCCCGCCUAAUGAUGGAGACAACCGUUGGAAAAGCCAAGGGAAUUCUCAAGAACUUCCUCAUCGAGCCAUUUGUCGCACACAAGCAGGAGGAGGAGUUCUACGUGUGCAUCUACGCCACCAGAGAGGGCGACUACGUCCUGUUUCACCACGAGGGAGGGGUGGAUGUAGGAGACGUUGACGCCAAGGCAAGGAAGCUGCUAAUUGGUGUGGAUGAAAAGAUCAGCGAAGACUCUGUGACGAAAGAGCUGCUGACCCACGUACCGAACGACAAGAGAAAGGUCCUGGCCAGUUUCAUCGUUGGACUCUUCAACCUGUAUGAAGACCUGUUCUUCACAUACCUAGAGAUCAACCCAUUGGUGCUCACAAAAGAUGGUGUGUACGUGCUGGACAUGGCGGCCAAGAUUGAUGCCACAGCAGAUUACAUCUGCAAGGCCAAAUGGGGCGAUGUGGAGUUCCCUCCACCUUUCGGCAGGGAGGCCUAUCCUGAGGAGGCCUACAUCGCUGACCUGGAUGCCAAGAGCGGUGCCAGCCUUAAACUCACCCUGCUCAACCCCCGAGGCAGAAUCUGGACCAUGGUGGCAGGAGGAGGUGCCUCAGUCGUGUACAGUGACACAAUCUGUGACCUGGGUGGCGUCGACGAGCUGGCCAAUUAUGGAGAGUAUUCAGGAGCACCCAGCGAACAGCAGACCUACGACUACGCCAAAACCAUCCUGUCGCUGAUGACCAGAGAGAAGCACCCUGAUGGAAAGGUUUUAAUCAUUGGAGGAAGCAUUGCAAACUUCACAAAUGUUGCAGCAACAUUUAAGGGGAUUGUCAGAGCCAUCAGGGACUACCAGGUGCCUCUAAAGGAGCAUGAGGUCACCAUUUUUGUCCGUCGUGGAGGCCCCAACUACCAGGAAGGUCUCAGAGUGAUGGGAGAAGUUGGCAAGACCACUGGAAUCCCCAUUCAUGUCUUUGGCACAGAAACCCACAUGACAGCCAUUGUUGGCAUGGCACUGGGCCACAGGCCAAUCCCCAACCAGCCUCCUGUUGCAGCCCACACUGCCAACUUCCUGCUCAACUCCAGCGGCAGCACAUCGACUCCAGCAUCCAGCAGAACCGCAUCUUUCUCGGAAAACAGAAAUGGUGUAGAGAGCUCGCCAGCCAAGAAGGCCAAAAGCGGAGCUCCCAAUGCCAAGGCAACGACCCUCUUCAGCAAACACACCAAGUCCAUAGUGUGGGGUAUGCAGACUCGGGCAGUGCAAGGCAUGCUGGACUUUGAUUACGUCUGCUCCAGAAAUGAGCCGUCUGUAGCAGCUAUGGUCUACCCAUUCACUGGAGACCACAAGCAGAAGUUCUAUUGGGGCCAUAAAGAGAUCCUCAUCCCUGUGUAUAAGAACAUGGGAGACGCCAUGAAGAAGCACCCAGAUGUGGACGUGCUCAUCAGCUUUGCAUCUCUGCGUUCUGCCUUUGACAGCACCAUGGAGACCAUGCAGUACCCACAGAUUCACACCAUUGCCAUCAUUGCUGAGGGCAUCCCCGAAGCUCAUACCAGGAAGAUCAUCAAGGCAGCAGAUGAGAAGGGCGUCACAAUCAUCGGACCAGCAACUGUUGGGGGAAUCAAGCCUGGCUGUUUCAAAAUCGGUAACACAGGGGGCAUGCUGGAUAACAUCCUUGCCUCCAAACUCUAUCGUCCAGGCAGCGUGGCCUAUGUGUCUCGCUCGGGCGGCAUGUCCAACGAACUCAACAACAUCAUCUCCCGUACCACUGACGGCGUUUUUGAAGGAGUGGCUAUCGGCGGCGACAGAUACCCAGGAUCUGUGUUUACUGACCAUGUGCUUCGCUACCAAGACACUCCUGGAGUAAAAAUGAUUGUUGUCCUGGGAGAGAUCGGAGGCACAGAGGAGUACAAGAUCUGCCAGGCUAUUAAACAGGGCAGGAUCACAAAGCCAGUGGUCUGCUGGUGUAUUGGCACCUGUGCCACCAUGUUCUCCUCAGAGGUUCAGUUCGGCCAUGCAGGAGCCUGUGCCAACCAGGCCUCUGAGACGGCAGUGGCUAAGAACAACGCUCUGAAAGAAGCUGGUGCCUUCGUCCCGAAAGGCUUUGAUGAGCUGGGCGAGAUAAUCAAAUCUGUUUAUGACGACCUUGUUGCCAAAGGAGUUAUCCUGCCAGCUGAAGAGAUGCCUCCUCCCACUGUGCCAAUGGAUUACUCCUGGGCACGAGAGCUCGGUCUUAUCCGUAAGCCCGCCUCCUUCAUGACCAGCAUCUGUGACGAGAGAGGUCAGGAGCUUAUCUACGCGGGCAUGCCCAUCACUGAGGUCUUCAAGGCAGAAAUAGGCCUGGGAGGAACUCUGGGUCUGCUGUGGUUCCAGAGGAGGUUGCCGAGGUACGCCUGCCAGUUCAUUGAGAUGUGCCUGAUGGUGACUGCAGAUCACGGCCCGGCUGUUUCUGGUGCCCACAAUACUAUUGUCUGUGCGCGAGCUGGCAAAGAUCUCAUCUCCAGCCUUACCUCUGGGCUCCUCACCAUCGGUGACCGCUUCGGAGGCGCUCUGGACGCUGCAGCAAAGCAGUUCAGCAAGGCUUUUGACAGCGGCAUGCUGCCGAUGGAGUUCGUCAACAAGAUGAAAAAGGACGGAAAGCUGAUCAUGGGCAUUGGACACAGAGUCAAGUCGAUUAACAAUCCAGACAUGAGAGUCCAGAUCUUGAAGGACUUUGUGAAGCAGCACUUCCCCUCCACCCAGCUGCUGGACUACGCUCUAGAUGUAGAGAAGAUCACCACAUCCAAGAAACCCAACCUGAUCUUGAAUGUGGACGGCUUCAUCGGUGUGGCCUUUGUGGACUUGCUCAGGACAUGUGGUGGUUUUACAAGAGAUGAAGCUGAUGAGUUUGUGGAGAUUGGCGCUCUGAACGGCAUCUUUGUCCUGGGACGCAGCAUGGGAUUCAUUGGACACUACCUGGACCAGAAGAGGCUGAGGCAGGGUCUGUACCGCCACCCCUGGGACGACAUCUCCUAUGUGCUCCCUGAACACAUGUCCAUGUAACUGGAGGGAACAAAUCCAGCUUCCUGUCCGCAGUGUCUCCUAACCCCAGCUAAUUAAUCCUACCCAUGCUGUGAUCCAUCAUCAGUGGCGUAACAUAGGGAAUACAUUCCUAAUAAUGUAGUUGUAUAAAAACAGGUACUGAAAAUAAGAAUUUUAUGUUUUUUGUUUUGUAAACCAGUUUGUGCUGCAGUUCUGUGAACACCCGUAAAAGCCGCUGAACUGUGAAGCUCCAGUCAAACAGAGUCGGGGUUUCUGACUUUGUGUUUGGGGGAAUUGAUGAUGAAUCAGGGGACGGAGGUACAGUGGAUUAUUUAAGUGUUGACCACCACCACUUGCUCACUGAACAACACUGAAGUACUGAUAUUUAGCCCUGAAUAUAAUAUUGUUGUAUUAACCCAGCAUGUGUGUCUGAACCUCUGUGCAGCUCUAUUGAUUGUGCCAUUUAAAAACCAUGAGCUUGCUACAGAGGAUGAACAUGUAGUGCAAUAAUGCCUUUAAAUAUAAGAGUACACUGUAGAUCAGAGCUUUAUUUAUAUAGAGAUUCAUCCACAACUAACAGGUACAGGAGUGUUUCAGUUUUGACUGUCUUGUUUAUUGAGCAGUCUGCUUAUUGUGGAGAACAAUUUUAGGAAUCAGGUCUGGCAGGUGGCAGUCUCUCUCUCAGCUGGUGCAAAUGUUGGAGUAUUUUCUACAAGGUCUCAAUGGAACUCGAGAGUUGUUAAUCAUAAGAGCGAAAAAUAAAUAUGUAAGUUAUUUUCACAGCAAGUUUAAUAAUUAGGGCAUUUUGACAGAUUCCACAAUGAUCCCAUUAAUUAGGUUAUUUUAGUUUUUGUAUUUAUUAGAUUUGCUCUGUGUUAAUAAUGUACUUGUUCCAUUACAAAGUUAAUGCCAUUAUUAUAUUUUUGUGUCAGCAAUAUUCGACAGCAGUUAAUUCUAGUUAAAUACUAAUAUAUAUUUUAUAUUUUCAUGAUUAAUUUGGUAGAUUAAUUCAAUUUCAAUUAAUUAAUUAAUCCAUCCUGUUGUUUAAUUUUUGUGAAAGAGAAAGAUUUUUAAGGUUAUUUCAUGCCCAGUAUUAAGUAUUGCCCAAUCUAUUAUCUUGACUUGAAAUAAAUGAAUAUGACAAAAACAAAAGUGUCACCUUUAGAUCAUUUUUCCCACUUUCCACAUCGCUGUUUCUGUUUCCAGUUUCUUGGACAAGAUCAAAAGAAAAUAUGUGGCAGCCAUCACCAGUGUCAUCUUUUAUGUGAAUGUUACAAAAUUGUAGAAAGGUUCUGCAGACAACCAGAAACCUCAGCUGUGUUGUCAGUGUUUGUUUGUUUCCAACUGUUUCAUUGUGAACUCUGUGCCUCGGUACUUACCUGUCGUAUGUUGACAACUGUGUAAUUGAGUAAAAUAAAAUGUAACUGAUGUUAUGUAAUAAAACAGUAUAAUU